GCAAACAGGAACAACAAAAGUGAUGAAUUUGAGUGAAAUUUAACCGAAAAGUGUCCGAAAUGGAACAGAUUUCGCAAUGUCGAUGCUGUCUGGCUCCCGAAACUGCUCUACGAAAGCACAUUUCCAUCUUUCAACAGGACUUGCAGCAAAUCUACAAUGAACUCACUCAAAUUCAGCUUUUACCUGAUUCUGCCUUCAACAACAUUUGCCUGAUGUGUUCCAAAUUGCUUCAAAGUUUCUCCGAAUUUCGUCUUCAAUGCUUGGAUGCGAAUAAUUUCUUCGCCGCUCUCGAAAAAAAUGUCACUGAAGUCAUUGAAGAAGAAGAGAAAAUUCCAGAAAUCGUUGAAAAUGACGAAAUUGAAACUUUUGUCAUUGAAGAAGACGAAAAUGAGCCUCCAACUCCCCCAUCGCCUUUACUUCCAAACGAAAUUGAGGAAAUUCCCGCACCCGAACCGGAAGUCGAAGAACGUCCCGAGACUCCAAAACCCCCAAAAAUCGUAAAAAAACGUACAAAAUUCACGAAAAUCCCUCCGAGUGACUUUUACGUGUGCGAACAUUGUCCCGAGAAGGUUUUCACCAACAAGCAGUAUUAUCGCGAGCAUCUCAAAAUCCACAAAGAAGGCAAGCUCGAGUGUCAUUUUUGCGGUUUGAAGUAUCGCAGCAAAUAUUUCCUCUUGGGACACAUCGACAGGAAUCAUUUGGAGAAGGAUUACGGGCGAGAAGGCGAUUUUGCGUGCAAUAUUUGUCCAAAAAGGUACUUGACAGAGACGCGAUUGAAGAAGCACAUGAGCAUCCAUAAGCUGACGAAGAAGCCGUGUCCUCAUUGCGGGGAGUUGGUGAAGAAUUUGACGUCGCACAUGGCGAAACAUUACGAAGAAAAGCCUUUUCGGUGCGAUAAAUGCGACAAAAGUUACAAAUCACGGCAACAUUUGCAGAAUCACGUUAUUGUGCAUGAAAAUAAAUCAUUCCCCUGCGACAUUUGCGGUCGUACCUUCAACCGUCCUGACAAAGUGAUCUCACACAAACGCAUUCACGAAACGAAUCGCCCGGUAUUCGAGUGCCCCGAAUGCCAGAAGCAAUUCAACUACAAAACUGCCCUAACUUGCCACAUGCGGAUCCACACGGGCGAACGACCCUACAAAUGCACGGUUUGCGGCAUUGCGUUCGCCCUGUCGGGAAAUCUGUCGAAACACAUGCACUCGCAUACCCAAACGAAGCCUUACAUGUGCAAAAUUUGCCCGUUUGGGACGAAGAAAAAGACUGAAUUGGAGUUCCAUCUGCGGAAUAAUCACGAAUUCUUGCCAGAAACUGCGGAGGAGCAGCAAAUGCAAACGAUUUUGGUCGACAUGAGCGGCAUGGUCGAAUAUCUCGUGUGAAAAAACGAGAGUUUUUCGUUAAUAAAUACAAAAUUUUUAUUUAAUUUAGAGCUUCUUUUGCCUCGUGAUCGUCGAUAAACUCGAAAUCUUUCCCAGUUGAGGAUUGGGAUGAAGAAACGCUUUCACUUUCGGAGAUUUUUCUACA
Messenger RNA from Culicoides brevitarsis, 1521 nucleotides. RefSeq names its product zinc finger protein OZF-like. The transcript has 3 exons. Gene Ontology annotation, molecular function: zinc ion binding. NCBI's taxonomy places the organism in Eukaryota, Metazoa, Arthropoda, Insecta, Diptera, Ceratopogonidae. The record is from RefSeq and is a predicted model, not a curated record. The coding region runs from base 60 to 1376 and encodes 438 amino acids. Gene Ontology annotation, cellular component: nucleus. Gene Ontology annotation, biological process: regulation of gene expression.